AUGCGUUCGGCGACGACGCGGGACGCCGGACGAUUUCACGAGUACGCAGCUCGAAGAGAGGCGAGAGAUUUAGAGUUCGCAAACGAGCGCGCGACGUUUUGGAUUCAACCCGGAACGCACGAGCUCUUGGAUGCGGACGCGGAUUUGUCCACGGGAGAGUACGCGCCGCCUGCGGAGGGAUACGUGAGGAUUGGAGGCGUCGAGGUGCGACGACGAAGCGAGACGGACACGAGUCCGAGCAGACGAACGAAAGGGCACGCGAUGAUUUACACCGAGAGUGCGCGACAAAAUUUAGCCGCUGUCGCGCUCGCGCUAUGUCAAAACCGACCCGUCUUGCUCGAGGGUCCGGCGGGGUGCGGUAAGUCCGCGGUCCUCGAGGAAGUUGCGCGCCUCACGGGUAACGAUGAUUUCGUCACACUUCACCUCGACGCGCAGACGGAUUCAAAGUCGUUGCUCGGGGCGUACGUUUGUGGCGCUGCCCCGGGUGAAUUUAAGUGGCAACCCGGUGCGCUGACGCAGGCGGUGGUUCGGGGUGUGUGGGUGCUCAUCGAAGACAUCGAUCUCGCGCCUUUUGAAGUUUUAUCUGCAUUGGUGCCGCUCUUGGAGAAACGCAAGCUCUACGUCCCCGGACGCGGCGAGAGCGUGCAAGCAGCGCCUGGAUUCCAGCUUUUCGGAUCGGUCACGACCGAGGCAGGACGAUCGGCGUCAUCGAGCGCAGAUCCACUCUCGGGAUUGUGGACGCGCGUCGUUGUCGAGCCGCCACGUGGCGACGAGGCGACGGCGAUUCUGUGCGGAUCGUAUCCAAAUUUGGCUCCUCUCGCGCACACAAUGCUCGCGACCGUUCGUCAAGUCCAGACUUUGUGUGGGCAAGGAGGCGCAAUCGCGGGUGAAGCUGCGGGAUUGGGUGCGAUUUCCGAUCAAGACGUGGUCAUUCAAGAAGCUACGGGCGACGCAAGAGACGCGGAGCGCGCUGCGAGUGGAUUAGAGGCGCAGGCGAGCGAUGCAAAUCACUCGCUCGCUCGCGUGCACGCCGGCAGGCCUUUCACUCUGCGAGAUCUCCUUCGAUGGGCUCGACGAAUCGCGACACUCCGUUCGCACGAGCUCGCUUUGCUUCGAGCCGACAAGGCGGCACCGCCGCAACUCAGAGCGGCUGCAUACGGCGAGGCGGCGGACCUUCUCGCAGGCAUGUUACCGGCGGGGCCGGGUCGGCGCCGCGUAUUGAAGAUGAUCGCCGCCACUUGGGGACUUCCGGCGGAGGACACUGCCGACGCGACGGAUCGCUUGCAUAAACCAACGAUUCAAGAAGGACACCAAUCGGUCGCCAUCGGCCGAUGCCUGCUCCCCGUCGGGGCGAGGAACUUAAAGGGUGCGAAGUGGUCGAGAACCGGACACGCAAUGAGGCUCCUCGAGCGUGUGGCGGCGGCUGUGCAACUAAAUGAGCCCGUGUUAUUGGUGGGUGAAACGGGGACCGGUAAGACGGCACUGAUACAAGAGCUCGCCCGACUCACCGGUGCACCGCUCACCGUCGUCAACUUGAGUAACCAGUCUGAAUCUGCUGACUUUCUCGGCGGUUUCAAGCCUGUCAAUGCUCGGCACUUGUGUCUUCCAUUACUUCCAAAGUUUCACAGUGCGUUCAACAAGACGUUUCCUUCGGCAUCGAACGCAGAGUUUCUUACUAGGAUUGCGCGGUACUCAGAGAAGCGCAAGUGGGCCCAUCUCCUGCACGCAUUCCGAGCCGGUGUUGAACGCGUCGCGAAGCUGGCCGCGGAGGCUGUGAAAGAAAGUAAGAUCAAUACCUCUGGCUAUGAAAAGGCGAAUAAGCGCAGGAAGACAUCGAGCGCUCUUCCCGAUGAUCUCAUCGAGGCUUGGAGAGAUUUUGAGCGAGAUCUCAGCACCGUGGAACACUCUAUAAAUGCGAGCAAGAAUGGAGGUCCGGUGUUCGCAUUCGUCGAGGGAGCGCUGGUUACCGCACUGCGCGAAGGACAUUGGAUUCUGUUGGAUGAGAUAAACUUAGCUCCGGCGGAGACGCUCGAGCGUCUCGGGGGUGUACUAGAAAGUGAGAGCGGCAGCAUCGUGCUAAGCGAGCGCGGAGACGGCGAGCAGAUUCCGCGACAUCCUCGUUUCCGACUCUUCGGUGCGAUGAACCCCGCGACGGAUGUGGGUAAGCGCGAUCUUCCUUCGGCACUUAAGCACAGAUUUGUCGAAAUCUACGCCGGGGAGACAGAGAGCAGAGAAGAUCUGGCCAUGAUUGUAGACGCAUACUUGCACGGCGUUCCGGGAGUACAAGUUGACGAUAUCGUCGAGUUUUACAUGGCUGCGCGUCAAGCAGCGCACACGACUUUGCUUGAUAGCGCCGACCAAAAGCCACAAUAUUCAUUGCGCACACUUUCUCGCGCUUGCGAGUACGUACGUGCGGCCGCUGGAAUAUAUGGGGUUCAACGUGCACUGUUUGAUGGCUUCGCGAUGUCGUUCUUGACUUUGCUUAAGACGGAAAGCGGCGUUACGCUUGAGAAGCUGAUGAUCAAGCAUCUACUUCGAGGAACCGCUUUGAAGGCUGUGAAAAAUCCACCAAAUCCACCGGCCGGCGACACACACGUUUUAUUAGAGCACUUCUGGGUCGAAGCGGGAGAUCUUUCCCGAAUUAGUCCCGAAGAGGGAAAGUACGUCGUCACGGAAACCGUCAAGAGGCAUCUGUCCAAUCUUGCUCGUGCUGUGUUGUUGAGACGUCACCCAAUUCUUCUGCAAGGCCCCACGUCGAGUGGUAAGACGUCGCUCGUGGAAUACCUGGCACAACGAACGGGGCAUCGAUUUAUGCGCAUCAACAAUCACGAGCACACUGAUUUGCAGGAGUACCUCGGUACAUAUGUGACGGACGAAACAGGGCAACUCGUCUUCCAAGAGGGCGCUCUCGUGCAGGCAGUGCGAAAAGGUUAUUGGGUUGUCCUUGACGAACUCAAUUUGGCCCCAACGGACGUCCUCGAGGCGCUGAACAGGCUUUUGGACGAUAACCGAGAGUUGUUUGUACCCGAACUUCAAGAAACUAUACGCCCGCAUCCACACUUCAUGCUCUUUGCGACGCAGAAUCCGCCAGGCGCGAUAUACGGUGGGCGUAAAGUGCUGAGUAAGGCGUUCAGAAAUCGCUUCAUGGAGCUUCACAUCGGAGAUAUUCCGGAUGAAGAGCUCAAGACUAUUUUGAACACGCGCUGUGAAAUUGCACCUUCGUACUGCGUCAAACUCGUUGAGGUAAUGCGAGAAUUACAAAGAAGACGCCAAGGCUCGAGAGCAUUCGCUGGUAAAGAUGGUUAUAUAACCGCAAGAGAUCUGUUCCGAUGGGCAAAUCGCCAGAGUAAUGGAUAUGAAGAGCUCGCGGCGGAUGGUUUCAGAGUCCUCGGUGAGCGGCUUCGAAGCGAUUCAGAACGCAACUCGAUUCGCGAAGUGCUUGAGAAGUGUCUGAAGGUCCCGUCUCUUGUGGAAAGCACGCUUUAUGCGUCCGCGCAAGAAGGUGUUCUCGAGAAGAGUUUGUUGGAUGCGGCCUCGCAAGCGCAAAAGAUGGGUGGUUUAGAAGCCGCAGAUGCCGCCGCCUUGGCGGAGACGAUCGCUUGGACCCCUGCGAUGAGGCGUCUCUUCGCACUGGUCGAAGGAUGCAUGAAUCACAAAGAACCCGCGCUACUCGUUGGCGAGACGGGGUGCGGUAAGACAUCCGUAUGCCAGCUUUUGGCGCUACUCAGAGGGCAGAGGCUUCGGAUUCUGAACUGUCACCAACACACUGAGACGAGCGACUUCAUCGGUGGUUUCAGACCGACAAGAACUUCCGAGCGAAAAGACAUGAUGGAUGAAGGCAAAGUUGCGGCUCCUUUUGCUUGGGAGGACGGGCCACUUAUUCAAGCGAUGCGCGAGGGAGAUAUAUUGCUCGUCGAUGAACUUUCGCUCGCGGAAGAUUCCGUCCUUGAGCGCUUGAACUCUGUGCUGGAACCGGGUCGUUCUAUCACUCUCCCUGAAAAAGGUGGCGCCGAAGUCGAGGAGCUCACGGCACAUCCUAACUUCUUGAUUCUUGCGACGAUGAACCCUGGGGGUGAUUUUGGAAAGAAAGAACUCUCACCCGCUCUCAGGAACAGAUUCACCGAAAUUUGGAUUGGAAGUGUUGGCACGGCCAGCGAGAUGGAAAAUAUUGUCGCCAAGAGGAUGUGCGAAACGUCUGUCGCACCGUUUGCAGCGCACCUCGCACAAUUCUGGGAAUUCUACCAUGAAAAUGCCGGAAGUUCCACUGCCCGAGCUGCGCUUGCGGUUCGCGACUUGAUUGGCUGGGCGAACUUCAUACGCGAGAUGGUAGAUAAUUCUCGCCGUGCGCCACUGAGCCCAUCAGAGGCGUACGCGCACGGCGCGUAUCUUACGCUCCUAGAUGGUCUGGGACUCGGCCUAGGCAUGCCGGAAGAGUCCGCGAAACAAAUUAAGGCGAGAUGUUUGAGCUUUUUACAUGGGCAGCUUUCUGAACAGGAUCGCGCCUCUCUCGCUUUUGCGGCCGCGCCGGAGGGCGACACCGCAACAAGCUUCGAUGUGGAUACCGACGGUUUUUUCGGUGUGCACCCGUUUAAGAUAAAGUGCGGUCAUCACAUGACCGAAAAAGGUGGGUUCGCGCUGUCCGCGCCUUCGACAAAAAAGAACGCUGCGAGAAUUAUGCGUGCGAUGCAGUUGCGCAAGCCCAUCCUUCUUGAAGGUAGUCCAGGGGUGGGAAAGACGUCAAUCAUCUCGGCGCUCGCCGCAGCAUCUGGCCACAAGCUCGUUCGUUUAAACCUCAGCGAGCAGACGGACAUGAUGGAUUUGCUCGGUGCCGAUUUACCAGCCGCAGGUGGCGCCGCGGGUGAGUUCGUUUGGUCAGACGGAGCAUUCUUGGCGGCGCUGAAAGCUGGCGAUUGGGUACUGCUUGAUGAAUUGAAUCUUGCACCGCAACCCGUUCUUGAGGGGUUGAAUGCAGUUUUGGAUCAUCGAGCCGAAGUUUUCGUCCCUGAAUUAGGCCAGACGUUUCGAUGUCCUCCAACUUUCAGAGUGUUCGCUGCGCAAAAUCCCGUGCAAGAGGGCGGUGGACGGAAAGGUUUACCGAAAUCAUUCUUGAACCGUUUUACACGGGUGCACGUCGAACCGAUGUGUGCGGACGAUUUGAACUACAUAUCCUUAGCGCUUCAUCCUGAAAUUCCCGUUGAGAGCGUUUCUUCCAUGGUACGUUUCAACGCAUCGCUCGCGCAAGCGGCGAGCGCACCAGGUGGAUCAUUUGCUCGCGCUGGAGCACCGUGGGAGUUCAAUUUGCGUGACAUCUUGCGCUGGUGCGAUCUUGCCGAGAGGUCGACUACUUUAGAGCCUCGCGUCGCUGUAGAGCGCCUAUUUGGUACGUUAUUCUUGCAAAGACUGCGUACGCACGUCGACCGUGAGCAAUGUUCAAAGUUCUUUAUGGACGCCUUCGGCCAUAUGCCGCCAGAGGUGAACGGCAGGCAUCUCUUCGUCGAAGGCGAACAGCUGUGUGUCGGUGAUGCGCGCGUGAAUUGCGGAGAGACGAAGUUGAGUAAUAUCGAUGACGCGAAAUAUAGUUUGCUUCCUGGGCAGCUCGGCGCCUUAGAGGCUGUUGCACAUUGCGUGCAGCGUGGCUGGAUGUCCAUACUCGUCGGCGGCACCGCGAGUGGUAAAACAACAAUCGUGCAAAUGCUGGCUGCACUUUCCGGGAACCGUCUGAGACAAGCAACGUUGACAGCGGCGACGGAUACGAGCGAGCUCCUCGGGUCGUUUGAACAGCGUGAUCCCAGUCGAGAUCGAGCUGCAGUCGAGGAAGAUAUAUUCCAGGCAUUGAAAUCAAGCUGCGGAGAAAGAACCACGUGGUUGAAUAUCGAGCUAUUCGACACGCUUUGGACAGCGUGGGAGCGUUACAGGUCACGCAUGCGAACGAGCGUGGAUAUGUCAGGCGCCGAUUCAUACACGGCUCUCAUGGAUGUACUGAGAGCUCUCUACAGUAUUGACGGUGGUGCCUUCUCGACAGGUUUGAAGGAGAGGGUUGAAAACAUUGGUCAACGUGCGUGGGCGCCAGGACCUUCACCUGAUGCAGGAAAGUUCGAAUGGGUCGAUGGAGUCUUGCUCAAUGCCGUCAUGAAUGGUGAAUGGGUACUUCUUGAGAACGCGAACUUGUGUUCACCGACCGUCCUCGAUCGGCUGAACCCGCUCCUAGAACCCGAAGGAUUUUUGUUGGUGAACGAAUGCGGCCUGAUUAAUGGCAAGCCUCGUGUCGUCAAGGCUCAUCCAAACUUCCGUCUUUUCCUGGCCAUCGACCCGAGGCAUGGCGAAAUUUCCAGGGCGAUGAGAAACAGAGGCGUGGAGGUUUUUCUUCUACCUCCUGAGGGUGCGUCGGCGUCUGCGCACGAUGUUGCACUUCCAUCACCGUUGCGAAUGCCGCCCGCUGAUCCCACAGUUGAAGAUGAUAUCACCAAAAUUCUCGAGUCCGUUGGUGUUCCGGGUGGGUUCGCCCAGUCAAUCAUGGUACAAGCGCACUCUUCGUUUGGAGAUCGCACGUCUAGGCCAGGUUUGAAGGCGGUGUCAUCGCGAUUACUCGCAGAGUGGGGAACGUUAGCGCAAGAAUUGCUGUCACGUGGCCAUGACGUCCAAGUGGCUCUUUGGUCGAGUUGGAGCCAAGUUUACAUGCGCGGCGAGUCAAACGAGACAAUUCGCGCGGUUGCCCGCAACGCGUUUCAGUCUGCAUGUGCGAGCGCGUUCGAAUCUUUGCGAAAACUCGCCACUGGUGAGCCUGUUGUCGAAGAUGUGACUGCGAGAUCUGUCAUGUACCAGCCGAUGUGUUGGCCGAACGCUAGCAUCGCAAACGAGGCAUUGAUGUACGGCUCACACGAUACGGAGAGUCAGCACAAAUCGCAGACCGCACUUUUCGAAGGCAUCGUUGCGCAGCUCGCGGGGCAGUUGAUAGGGGAGACAGAAUUGAGUGCACUUUCACCUUUCAUUACUGGCGCUUUGCCAGUGAGUGCAACCAUGCGCCGAAUCGGAAUCACCGUUCACCACGAAGCCAUGAAGAGCGAUGGAAGUACUAUAUCGAACUUGAUUGUCACGUUGAAAGCAAGCGCGCGACAGAUUCUGGAUGACGUGAUCAUUCGUGGUGAUUUGCACAAUCUGGACGGUGUUGCAAUGAGGCUAUCAACCUUUGCGCAUUUCACUCAAGUUGACUCUCUUCCGGCUGUUAAGGAUGAGGUGCUGUCCACCGUCAACGCGUUGAAUGCGAUCAAAGAACACCCGUUCAUGGUAUCCGCGCAUGCAGGCGAUUCGACUUUGCGAUCGAUGGUCAUCCGAGGGGCAUUGCAACGGGCAUCAACAGAAUUACAUGCACAGCGCAGCGCCGAGGCGUAUGGAAUGAACGCCUCGUCAUGCUUGCAACUAUCCAUUCAGCGCAAUGAAGAUGACGUUGCACGAACGCGAGCAGCUCCUGUACACGCUUGUGUAGAUGUGAUAAGCGUUGUUCUUGGUAACUUUGCGCGGUUCGAGGACGCUGUUCUUAGACUCGUGUGCGCUGUGGACAAGAACUUCUCAUCGCACGAGUACGCGCUUCUGAGCGAAUUUCAGGAUUGGCGCAUAGGCCUAGAAAACCUAGCCGUGGCCUCGAGAGCUGAUUUAUUCAAGAUUGACCCGACAUCCGGCCUCGUGGCGUCAGCUGACGUUGUGGAAGCCAUGGCGGUGGUGUGGAUGAAAGUUCGCGAGAUGUUAUCGGCAACGCAAAACUUGGAUGUCGACAUGGACUCUUUGAGCGUAAUCAUGGAGCAAGUGAGAAACGCCGCGGGUUUCAUGGAUGCGGCACUCGAGAUACCGGCCGGUAAACCCAUCGAUCCACUCCUAUGGAAGCAUGCGGGACGGCCUUCUAUUCCAAAGACUGAGUUCCUUCUCAAGUUAGAAACAAGCGUACGAGACAUCUGCCACGCUCUUCAAGUUAGAUCAAGUGUCGCGACAGAUCUUGAUCUAGCGUUGAACAGACGCAUGUAUGACACGAACAGCGCGAAUAACGAUGCGACGUUUUCGGCUGCAUGCGCCGCGCUCGGAGCUGGUGUCGCCUUGCGCUCAGCAGCUUUGGAAGGGUUAUGCUUCUUCGCUUGGACGCACGUGGACGCGAACACCGGUUUCGUCGCGAACUCUGAAAUCGAGCUCCAAGCAAGUGAGAUUCCGAGACUACUGACUCUUAAAUGCAUCCAUCGAGCAAAACUUUCUGGCGUCGUCAUGAUCUCACAAAUGGAAGAAGAUGAAGACGCCGUAGUGAACCUACGCGAGAAGAGACACAUCUGUGACCUGCCAGUUCGAGAGCUACUGUCCUCAGCCGACAAGGAUGAGCCGUGGAAACUUGGUAAGAUUGGUGACGUAGACGUGCCUGCGUACCCGGCCACAGGUUUCCCGGCUUGGUCUCUCAAAUGGGAGUCGAUCGCUCGGCUGAACGGCGGCUUGAGUCCGAUUGCGGAGUUGUGGUCCAUCUCGUCACAAGCAAAGCUUCUCAGCAUCUUGACGUCUCGCGCGGUGCAAGGCAGAGACGACAUCAUGAGUGCAAUGGAAGCGAUGCUCGCGGCUCAAGGCAUCACGUUUGGAAUUUCAUCUUCACCACGAACGCCGGCGGACUUUGUCGCUCACCGUCAUCUUCUCUGGCUUUACGGAGACGCAUCAAAUAUUAACGUUUUCGAGAAGACCCAGGCACUGAGUGAGCACCUCCACGACAUGUGGCUUAGAUGGCACGCGUCUCAAUGGAAUAACUCCAUGGACGCGACGCCGCAUUCACUUUUACCCACAUUCAAGAAAGAGACCGCUUUUGAAAGCCCGGUAUCGGCCGUAUGGACUUCAGCCUCGGGACCGGUCAGAUUUGAACGCGCCACCGCAACCGCGUUUGGGUCAGCCAUCGUGACUGAUUCUAAAAUUGGGUGUGCGGAGCGUUUGCCGCGAAUAUUGCAAUUACGUAUGGCAUCGCGAUUGAUGCGCUUUGAGCGAGAAGAUCCAGUGAUGGCAUCACGGGAAGACUGGCUUUCGGUUGGAAGCUUGACUGCACAAGUGUUGCUUAGUCACAAAUCUUUACUGGUAGAUGACUCGGGGAGAUCUGUCGCGCUCACGAAUGCGAUCAACGCCAUGAUGAAGCUCCUGCAUACGAGUUCUGCGAAGUCCGCGCUAAGCACUGCGAACGCUCUUAUCGAGGCUUGUGCGGGUCUCUGCGAAGUUUAUCCACCUCUGGAGGAACUUCGUGAAAAGGUUCUCGAACCUCUCGUGCGCACCUUGUGCGAGGGCUCCACGCACAGAGACGUAAUGAGGAGCGCGGCUUUAUCGGGUGAACAGGGUGCACGGGAUCGUGGUCGGCGCGGGAACGCAUGGACGAUGCUCGGUUUACUCCGUCUCAACCUUCUCCUUCCCGCUGGGUUGUCUGAUCCAGCCGUCACGGUGCGUACCGAGCUGCGCUUGGCCGAGUCCAUCCUCGACGGCGAAAUGAAACCACUUGUAGGCGUCAUGACUUGGCAACGGCGCACUCCUUGUGCGCCAAGUGCCGACUACGAAAACUUGAAGGUUUGCAUCGAUCGCUGCGAUGUGUUGUCACGCGAACGAGAAAGACUAGGAAGCCUUUCGAUUCCACGUCCCAUGCCUUCGCGUUGGGUUGCCUUACGCCGCGACGUUGAGCGAUUCCGGGAAGGCUUGGCAGCGGCUCAGAGAUUGAUCAGUUUGCUAGACAAAUGUUCAGAACUGAGCCCGGACGAGAGCGCGAUGAUGGAAGCGGAAACUUGGUUGAGUUCGAGUGCGCAAUGGUGUUCGAGACUCAACGAGGAGUACUCGGCGUAUCGGGACAUGACGCAGCCCAUUCAACUGGCGGUGUACGAAAUGCGACGUGGCGUCGCUCUCGCUGCAGAUUCCGCGCGGGCUAGAGUGAAGAGCAGUGGUGAUCUUUUCGCCGCCGCUACGGCACUGUUCUCGUUCCCGACUGUCGUGAAUUCUAAAUACGAAGGUUCGAUGUCGUUGUUGCUAAGCGAGGAACGAGUGUUGCACGCACUCAGCGAGGCGGAGAACAUAUCGACGGCGCAUCUGUCAUCAAAUCCAAAGUCUGGGGAUUUAGCGUUGAACGCUCUACGCGUCGCACUCACGAGCGCUCUAUCCGAAGCCAGACUUGAUGGCGCUUUGAGCAUGAACACGUGGCAGCGUCUGAGCAAAUGUUUCACAACUUUUGCGGCUCUGUAUGAGAAUUGUCGUGAGGAAGAUCUCGAAGCCGAGAGGGAAGCGACUGAGAUUUUCAAGCAGGCCACAAAGGGACCGACUUCGUACGAAGCUGCCGAAGCGAACGACAACGCAACGGAAGAGCGCGCAUACCGCAUCGCUUUCAAAGACUUCUCAUCAGAUUACGCCGAAUUCAAGGAUGAGCCAGGUGCACCUCUCAUGCUCGAGCAUGACUGCAUUGAGGACGGCAAAAAGGAAGAAGACGAGGACGCGGACGACGAGGCGAACAUCACUCGUGCCGCCCGUAUGGCUGGCAUCUUGGAGGGUGAGCUCGCUGAGGAAUUAGUGAACGUACACUACGCUGCGCUCGCUACCCUUCGAGGUGCGCCGACGCACAUCACAGAAGAUUCAGACGAUUCAACCAGUGCUCAGGAGAAAAUUGUCCGCUCAACUCGCUUGAUGAAAUACGGGAAGUACGUUCGUAACUUGAGCAGUGAAGAAGCUCUACGAGCGUCGGAAUUCGCGCGGGCGUACGAUACAGGUAUAUCCGUUCUCAAGGCGAGCCAGUUGUCGCUUCCAGUUGCUGUUGAUUACGCGUCUCGCUUGGGACACUCUCUUCGAGUGGCGCUGGAGCACUCUGCUGUAUCGAAGCCGGCUCUCUCGAUGGAUACACUUGGUGCGUCGCCUUAUGAGUCACAGUUUUCUCUAGAAGAGGAUGACGUCAUGACUGCACGUACGAAGCGAACUCAGGUAGAACUCGACGAAGACGCUGCAGCGGACGCAAUCGAUUCUGAGAUGAACGUCGGUGGAUGUCCUGGAGAGAUGGCCUUGCUCGUUCCUCCAGUCGCGGCCGCUCGACGACGUCUAGCUGAACUGCUGGAAGAGUGGCCGGAACAUCCACUCCUCACGCAACUCGCACAAAUUUGCGAUCGUAUGCUUUCUUUGCCACUCCUUGGUCCGGUCAAGGCUGGGUUGACAGGCAUUGAACUCCUCCUCGCGCGAGCGCAAAUUUGGGAAGAAUCUGCUGCGUCUCAUACAUCGUUGAAGGAACAACUCAGCGAGUGCGCGAAACUCGCGCUUCGAUGGCGUGCGAGAGAAUUACGUACGUGGCCGAGGUUGUUAGCUCGCUGCAGCGAACGCCACGCCUCACGAGCCAAGCGCACGUGGUUCGCCGUUCGCAGAUUACUGAGCUCGAUGAAAUCGCGCGCACUACUUGGUGAAGAGGCAAGUGAUGAUGCGAACGAUAAAAAAGUCGACCUGGAAAAGUUUCAUCAAAUAACGGUGGCCCUGGAAGAGUAUUUACAGGGAUCUACCAUCGGCGAGUUCGACACUCGCCUUGAACUGAUUUGGUGCUUUUACGCGGAAUUUGAGGUGGAGAUACGCGCUUGCCGGGCGCGAGGAUCAAAAACAACGAAGCAAGACGACGCGCUAUGUGCUGUGUUGCACAACGUCUGGCGCUACUAUUCGCAGUUCCAGAAUGUCAUCGAUAAGCACGUCGAGGCGAUCCGCAAGCCGUGCGAGAUCAAACUUCGAGAUCACGCCAAGCUCGCGAAGUGGGAGGAUCGGGGUUUCCACGCCAUGAAGGUGCAGGGCGAGGCAAAUCAGAGAUCUCUGCAUAAGUUUGUGCGAGCGUUCGAUACGGCACUCAACGGAUUGGUUCUCCCAAUUCUGGAAAAGGCUGCAUCACAAACCGGGUUCAAAGAGCUCUCUUCGGAUGGUGGCGCGCAAGCUUUACCAAUGCUGGUCGGUGCGAAUGCGAAUGUGAAAGUGAAACCAUCAAACGACGAACUCGAAGUCGUUCGUUCGGCGCGCGAAGCGGGAGCUGAAACUAUGCGGCAUGCCGAGCUCGAUUCUCUUCGAAUGCACCGGCAAACUUGGGUUGCAGCUUGCGAUGAAGCAAAUACGCAAACGAAGCAGGCUGUUGCUUUCGCGUCACAAGUUGCGCAACAAAUCAAAGACGAGCAAAAGUUCGCCAUCGCCGACGAGGACGAGAAUUUGUAUCAAUCUCGUCUACCGUCACUCGUCAAACGAGCCGGAGAUAUUCUUGGCGACGCUCUGAACGGCGAAGAAGGUUACGAUGUGCGCUCGGCCGGAGCUGAGUCUCUUGAUGACUUCGCUGUGACCAUCGCGAGUCGCGCAAAUGCGCUUCGUGACGACAAGGCUGCAAAGAAGGCUAUCAAGAAGAAAGCACUGCAAGAUUUGCUCAAGGCACUGCCAGCGAUGGGAAUCAAGCACUCACGAGGCGCCGUUCCCGCUGAAUAUCGCACCGCGGCGGCCUGGUUCACCGAAGCCGCGAUGAAGCACCCACGCUGUCUUUCUGUACUUGGUCAAGAUACCGUCGAUACUUUCCACACGGCUGACAAGUACUAUUAUCGUUCCAUGGCUCGAAUUCAACGACUUUGGCGAGUGCAAGGGCUGCAAAACCCAGAUUUGACGAGCCGAGAGAUGGAGAUCGCCACUUUAUCGUGCGAGCACCUGUUACACAUUUUACGUUUGCAGCGAUUGACGAUUUCGGCAGCCGCUGAGGCAGAAGCUGACAUUGAUGUGGCGUACGUAUCGCUCCUUGCUGCAAGCGAACGAGCCGCUCUUCCUUCACAACAAUUUAGCGAGUCCUACUUGAUAGAGCAGUACGAUCUUGUCGCUCGAUUCGAAGCCGCGUGCAUCGAUGUGAGCUUGGUCAACAGAGCAGUGUGCGCCGCCGAGCCGCUUGCAGAGUUGAAAACCAUGACGCCUGCGGUUACGAAGGCUUUGAACGAGUGCAAACAAGUGGCGCGUCGCUCUCGCGCACGACUCGAGCCUUUCGUAGUGUCUACGCUCGAGUGUGCUGAUUUGCGAGUCGGAAAAUUGCGACCUUCUUCGAAGGCUUGGCGAUCCAGCGCCAUCACUUCGGACGCGGCUUUGGACGCGAUUCGGGCAAACUUCAACGACUUUAAGGGCCUGAAAGAAGUACUCACAACUGCGCAAAACGAGGCUCAAGACAAACUGCACUCUGGCGAGAUUGGUCUACACGGCGCGAAUGCUCUACCGGGUUGGGAUUUCUUGCGCUCCAUUGUCGAGGCGGAUGUCGAGAGACAAGAGAGUGAUUUCAACCGCGGUGUCUAUCACAUGGAAAAAUCUUUUGACGCUGAUGAAUCCAUUUCCAGACAUCUCGAAAGUUUGCGCGAGAACAUCGAGAACGUGGUGCAAUCGUCUCUCCUCUGGGUUCAAGGCGUCGAUGCAGCGUCGAAACCGAUUAUGGUGAAGCGUGAAAUCGUCGAUGAGGGCGAAGAUGAAGAGGAGGAAGCCGAUGGUACAAUGGAGACGUACGAAGCCGCAGUUGGCGGCGCACUGAAUCCGAAGCGACUCGAUCGUCUUGUGUGCGCCGUUCGCGAUGUCGUACGUGAUGUGAAGAUCGUUGUCGACCAGGCGACAGAGAUAAAUCAAAGGGAAUGGUCUCAGUACGUCGUCGCGCGCGUCGGCGCCUUGGCCCCGCUCCUCGGAUUGCUUCGAAGCGCCGUGAGAACGGUUCUCCGAGAAUACAUCAACUUCCACAAAUCUUCGUGCAAACUCGAAUCUGUACUCACUGCAUUGUUCCUUGGAUUAUCCACUGAAGGCUUCUGCAUUCCGCCGGAGGAGACCGAGGGCGAGGCUGGAGGAGGCAUGAUGGAUGAUCAAUCUGGUACCGGCAUGGGUGCCGGCGAAGGCAAGAAGGACGUCGCGGACGAAAUCGAGAAUGAGGAUCAAAUCAUGGGCAUGGAAGAUCUCGAAAAGGAGGAAGAGGAAGAGAAAGAGAAAGGCCGGGGCGAGGAGGAAGACGAGGGCGGUAUUGAGAUGCAAAAUGAGUUCGAAGGGAUCACGGAGGAUGUGGAUCCUGGAGAUGACAACGAAGAGAAGGAAAAUGGCGAGCAGGAAAUGGAAAAGGAAAUGGGCGAGGACGGAGACGACGGAGAUGUCAUCGACGAGCGCAUGUGGAAUGACGAGGACGACAUGGAAGAAAAUAAAAACGAAGCGCCGGAGAAAUAUGAGAAGGGUUCGAGCGUGAAACAGGAUGAUACGCAAGAAACCGAGACGCGCGCCGCAGAGGACGAGGAGAACGACGGCAAGACGCCGAAGGAACCCGAAGGCGAGGAAAAGGAGAAAGAGGAAAAGGAAGAUCCGAAACAAAAUGAUCAGUCCGCUGCACCCGAAGACGACGAGGGUGCGGUGAAUGACGAGGAAGUGGAGGAAAAUCACGGACUCAACCCGAACAAGCCAGAGCCGGAGGAGUUCCAAAUGGAUGAUUUGAACUUUGAAGAAGAUGAAGAGGGAGAGGAAAACGCCGACGACGCGAACGACGAGUCCAUGCGCGAUGAUGACGCCGAAGAAACGGGAGGUGAUCAAGAGGAGAAUAUGGACGGGGGUGAAAAAAAUCUGGACGGUGAAGGGGAAAUGAACGACGACGGUGAUGGCGGUAUCACUGAGGAAAUCAUGGAUGUCGAUGACAAGGAUGAAGACGGUGGUGACGACGAAAAUGAUCUCGCCACCGACGACGUUGCCGAUGACGCCAACGUCGCAGAAGACGCUAUGGACGAAGAUGGGGAGGAUGGCGGUCCCAAGGGUCAAGGAACUGGCGGGGGUGGCGACCAGGAUGUCACUGAGACGCAGGGCCAAGGUGGGGAAACAGGUGCCAACGCUCAAGGAUCUGAAGGUCAAGGAGAAGAGCAGACAAAGUCGCAACCGCAGAACACCGCAGAUGCGCAUAUGAGCGCGCCACAAAACGAUGAUGGCAGUCAGCUUCCCCCACCGCAAUCUUCUACGGACAUACCGAGCUCUGGUGCAGAUGGCGAGGGUACUGGAGCGGGCGUGAGCGGCGGCGAAGGCACGGUUGCUCCCAUGGCUGGCAGCUCCGGAGGAGAUCAGAACAAGAAGACUCCACCGCCAUCGCAACGACAGCAAGAAACAAACCCUCACCGAUCAUUAGGCGAUGCGUUGAAGAAGUGGCGCGAACGCCUGAAUGUUGUCGGAGAUGCGGCAGAACACGAAGACGUCGCCGAUCAGGGAGGCGCUGAUGCGGGUGCGGAAGGUAACGAGUACGAAUUCGAGAGAGACGCCGAUAAGGGUGGCAUGGACGAUGAUGAUGCCAACGGCGAAGGUGGAAUUCAAACUCUGGCCAAUGCUACCGAGGAACAAGCGCUCAGACACAAUCUGAACGAAUCCAAAGAUGACGACGACGAUACCAACGACAACCUCGAACAGAUGGAGAUGCAGGAGGAUAACCGCGUCGAUGCGAACAACGAAGGAGACCAAGGCCCUGGCGAUGGAGACAACGAAACUGACAAAGUUCCUUCUGCGGCUGCUGCGGCGAAGCAGCGCAAGAAGAAUGACUCGUCGAAGAAGGAUAUGGUCGGGAAGGAUCCGCAUGCGGCGGCAAUCGAAGCUGAAGAGGAUGUGGACAACGAAGAGAUGGUCGAUGCUGACGCAGUUCCUGACCGCGAAGGCAAAGGCGGCGAUGAAUCGAAGAUUGCACUGCAGCUCGAAUAUACUUCACUGGACGGUUCGAACGAGAAGACGCGUGAGCUCACCGCCGAGGACGUCGAGCGCGCUCGAAUGGAGGCUGAGCAGAGCCUCACGCAAUGGCGAGAAAAGGCAUCUGAUGAUCGUGGAAACGAAUCGAGUGCGCAAAAUCUUUGGAGAAAGUUAGAGCAGCUCACGACGUCGCUCUCGGCCGAGCUCGCGGAGAAACUUCGUUUAAUCUUGGAGCCUACGCUCGCAAGUCGUCUCCAAGGCGAUUUCAAGACGGGCAAGAGAUUGAACAUGCGCAAGAUCAUCCCUUACAUCGCGAGCGAUUUUAGGAAGGACAAAAUAUGGUUGCGUCGAUCGAGACCAUCGGCCCGCAAAUAUCAAGUCAUGCUUGCGAUCGAUGACUCGCGAUCGAUGGCGGAGAACCAUUGCGGCCACAUCGCGCUCGAAUCCAUGGUCCUCUUGGCGCGCGCCAUGGCGCGCUUGGAAGUCGGGGAAAUCGGCGUCGUUGGUUUCGGAGCCGGAGCGAACGCGGUCCGAACGCUCCACCCGCUUGGUGCUCCGUUUACCGACCAAGAUGGCCCGUCACUUGUGAGCAAGCUGUCGUUCGCCGAGGACAACACCUUGGCGGAUCGACCGAUGGUCCAGCUCCUUGAGACCAUCAACGCGCGACUGGCCGUCGCUAGAGAACAAAUCCGCGGCGGCGGUACGAAACUCCAACAACUCGUUCUUAUUAUCGCAGACGGUCGUUUCCACGAGAAGGAAGCCCUGAGGAGGUGCAUGCGAGAAGUUGGCGCGCAACGCGGCUUGCUCGUCGCCUUCAUCGUGUUGGACAAUCCGCAAAACAGUCUGCUGAAUAUGCAGAGCGUGUCGUUCGCCGGCGGUAAGCCGGUGAUGAAGAAAUAUCUUGAUUCAUUUCCAUUUCCAUUUUACGUCCUGGUCCAGGAUGUGUCGCAGUUACCCGCGACGAUUAGCGAUCUGUUGCGUCAAUGGUUCGAGAUGACAUCGAGCCACGAUUGA
Ostreococcus tauri is the source of this 16701-nucleotide messenger RNA. RefSeq names its product von Willebrand factor, type A. Gene Ontology annotation, cellular component: preribosome, large subunit precursor; nucleus. The record is from RefSeq and is a predicted model, not a curated record. Lineage: Eukaryota; Viridiplantae; Chlorophyta; Mamiellophyceae; Mamiellales; Bathycoccaceae. Gene Ontology annotation, biological process: ribosomal large subunit assembly; rRNA processing. Gene Ontology annotation, molecular function: ATP binding; ATP hydrolysis activity. Bases 1 to 16701 code for a protein of 5566 amino acids. The transcript is spliced from 4 exons.